AUGAAUCCCUUCGUACAACGGUCCCAAGCAGCCUGGCACCGGGUCGGAUUUGUUUCCGAAUUCCCCGACCUUGAAUUGGACAAAGAGUGCUCUCAGAUUGCCCCAAGUUGCAAAGCCUUCAAUAUCCCGAAGACAAACGUCGGCCCUCCAGUCGAAGCAGAGAUUGACCUACCAGGGGACUUGAGGGAGCAAGUACUUAUCUUCAGAUACAAGGGGAAGAUCCAUGCUGUUGACCAUCAAUGCCCCCAUUCAUCGUUCCCACUUUCACAGGGCACCCUCUUUGACAUUGAAGACUUUGGCAUCACCCUGAGUGCGGGACUCACAUGUCCCAAACAUGGCUGGUCCUUUGAUCUCUUUUCUGGACAGGGAGACCGUGGCAACUACAAGCUGAAAAUAUGGGAAGUGCAAUUACGUGACCCUCAGGCAAAGGACGAAUCUUCCGACAGCACCGACAAGGAGGUGUGGCUGUUUAUCUUCAAUAACUGCGCACAAACAAUUCGACUCCCAACCCAGAUCGACCUGGAGACGCCCGUACCACAGAGCAACACCGGCGUCUCCAAGAAGUGA
Aspergillus bombycis is the source of this 567-nucleotide messenger RNA. RefSeq names its product Rieske (2Fe-2S) protein. The transcript is spliced from 3 exons. Bases 1 to 567 code for a protein of 188 amino acids. The record is from RefSeq and is a predicted model, not a curated record. Lineage: Eukaryota; Fungi; Ascomycota; Eurotiomycetes; Eurotiales; Aspergillaceae. Gene Ontology annotation, molecular function: 2 iron, 2 sulfur cluster binding.